UGAUCCUUAUGAGAAAUGUUAAGUAUGUAUUAAAAAGCUGAUUUAUGGUCAAAGUUUUUAACUCUGAAUUAUCGAUAUUUGUCUGGGGCUCUAGUGUGUUUACAUAAAGCAGUAAAGUUGAAAAUGAAAAAUAAAAAAUGAAAACAAAUAUAGGUCUUUUUUUCAAGGUAAUAAUCUAUCAUGUUUAAUUACACUAAACUACACUGUUUAAUUACACAAAUUAAUGCAGUAAAUACAACAGCCCUGCAAUAAAGGCUACCUUCUAAAAGGUUAUAAUUUAGAUUAUACGGAUGAACUGUGUGUUAAUUCUGGAGGCUGUAAUUUGUGGUGCUGUUGAACUGUAUUGUGUUAUACCAAGAGGUUUUAGUAAUAUUUAGGAUUUGUUACUUUAAAUGGAGUAUUUUUACUUUGACUUUAAAGGUUAGAAAUACUUUCUCUGCUGCUGGCAAGAAGCUAAACAGGGUCAAGGGGCCAACAGCUUUGUGAUGUUUCUCUCCCCUCCUUCCUCCUGUCCACUACUCAUUAAGUUGAAAAAUGUCCUGGUGAUCGGGGGGCCUUUGUUCCAUAUCAUAAACCUAUAUGAAAAAAUGGAUUAUGGGAGAUGAUCGAUCAGUGGGAAUCAAACUUGUGAUCUUUGUUGAAGUUAGGCCGUAGUGUACAUAUAAAAACAUGUGUGUAUUUAUAUGUAAACAACUUCCAUAUAGAACACGUGAGGCUUCUGUGUUCUUAUUUAUGCAAAUGAGCUGCUCGUCAUAGUUCCGGGUGCUGAUGUCACAGUGAACAUAUUCCAAAUGUUUGCACACUUUCUGAAACAGACUUCACUUCUUGUUCUGACUUCAACUGAGAGAAAGCGUUACAGCAACUAACCUUUUAGUUUCUAAAUUCCUGUAGUUCAUCCAUCAAAAAGACAAAAUAUGUGGCAUUGUCGUGCACCGAAAGAGGACCAGACGGGCUCAGGGGUCAGAUUCACUCUGCCUGUCCUGUCCGCCAACAUGAACCUGCUGUCCAGCAGACCGCAGCUCCAGAGGAACAACGUGCUGAAGCUUGACGAGGAAAUCGUCUGUGCCCUGGGUCAAGAUAUUUCACGGAUUCCCUCUGCCACCCGUAGCUCAAGGAGGCAUCUGGGCUCUCGCCAUACGGAGGUCAGCCAGUGGCAGGCCCAGAUAUCUGAGAGCAUCGGGCGAGUGGACCGGGAAAUCACUGCAGUGGAGCAGGUGAAAGACACCGCUGAGGCCUGUCUCCAAGAGAAGCAGCUGUACAGUCAGCUCAUGAGCAACUGCGUGGCGAUCGGUAACAGUUUGAGCUCAGCAGUCCUGAGACAGGACCGCGUCCUCACUGAGCUGCAAAGGGAAGAGCAGCUGACCAACGAGAUCAGAGAACUCCUCCAGAAGCAGAUCUGCAUCCUGCUCAAAAACCUCAGCUCUCUGAAAGAGGUCCACGCUCAGCUGCUGGCAGAUUUCCGGGACAAGGGUGAAGCCAUCAGGAUCACCACCAAAUGCAUCGCCUAUGACCUCAAUACCCUGAGCUCCCGGCUCCCCGCCGGUCAAUACAAGCCCAACCAUGUGAGCUAUGACAAGUGGCUGUCCCACUGCAAAGACCUGAGGCUGACGGCUGAUAAACUGGUUAAGGACUCUUCUUCCUUCAGGGGAAACUUGCGCUUCACCCUGGCAAAUCUGAAAAAUGCCCAGGUCCGCCAGUCCCGCAGCUCACAGGAUGCCCUGAGGAAGAAGAUUAAUGAGCUCAGCAGGAUCCAGGAUACACUCAUCUGGGAGCGGCAGCAGAUACGAGAUGAGAUUGCUGAUCUGACAACGGACGUACAGAAACUGCUGGGUCAGAUCAGGAACUGUGAUUCCAAGCUGCACAAGGUCACCCACCGCCUAGACAUCCUCAACCAGAGACCCAGACGUGAGCUCUGCCUGGACCAGCCCUACAUCAGCCUCACACUGGAGAAACAUGACCUGGUAAAGAUGGCAGCUGGACUUCGCCCAGUACUGAUGCGCUCUCAGCAGGACCUGGAGCUCUCUCGCAGGCAUCUGAUGAUCUUGGAAGGCAAACUGGCCAAAAAUGCUCAAGCCCAGGAGGUGGAGCAGAAGUGCCAGAACCUGCACCAGAGUUUCCUGCCUGCUCUGGACACCAUUGUGGUCCUCGCCAACAAGCCCAGGCUGCACACGGCCAUGGGCCACUCCAGCGCUCACUCCUACCUACAGUAGAGCCUGGUAGGGUGCGUUAGCACUCUGCUGCACACCUGUGGUGUCGCACAAAUAUAAUAAAAUACUUCAAAGCAAAGCAAAACUACAUUGGCUUGUGUAGAAUCAGUAUGUAUUAGUCUGAGCCUCCAGGGCAGUUGUCUGCUUUACCCAGCUGGGAAUCUGAUUCCAGUCAUUUUAAAUGUAAUAUAUGAAUACUUUCAGGAAAUAGCUGAAAUAAAUACAGGACUCACCACCACUACUUUAUUCCAGGGCCUGGCGGUGUCAGAUGCUUUGAAUUAAGCAUUUAGACCUUCACAGGGAAUUAAAAUGUACAGACAGUACACUGAAAUAACCUUUAACAUUUGUACAGUGUUGAACUUUUGGUGGUGUUUGGGUAUGGUCUCAGUGUCUGGAUGGACUCAGUUUGACCUCACACAAUACUUCCUGGCUACAACCCUCAAUCCCAUGAAUUAAAUGUAACUAAAAAAUCAA
Messenger RNA from Dicentrarchus labrax (European seabass), 2681 nucleotides. RefSeq lists its product as uncharacterized. Bases 915 to 2210 code for a protein of 431 amino acids. Gene Ontology annotation, cellular component: microtubule cytoskeleton; nucleus. The transcript has 9 exons. Lineage: Eukaryota; Metazoa; Chordata; Actinopteri; Moronidae. The record is from RefSeq and is a predicted model, not a curated record. Gene Ontology annotation, biological process: cilium assembly; cilium movement involved in cell motility.